Molecule: messenger RNA, 1208 nt
Organism: Chelonia mydas (Green sea turtle)
Lineage: Eukaryota; Metazoa; Chordata; Testudines; Cheloniidae
Exons: 27
Coding region: 41-1099 (352 amino acids)
Source: RefSeq, a predicted model, not a curated record
CCAGAAACAACUCCGCUCCAGAGAGAGUAAAGACGCAAAGAUGAAGGUGUCAUACGUGGCAGCUUUCCUCAUAGGACUCCUCUCCCUGGAGAGCGCCAGAGCAGCUCCAUUGAAAAACCAGUUGUGGUCGGUGGAGUCUGGAAGUGUAAACACCGGCAACGUGGGUGACGGCAGCUUUGACGACAACAGCCAAAACAACCAGUUCUGGUCAGUGAAGUCUGGAAGUGUAAAGACCGGCAAUGUUGGAGACGGCAGCUUUGACGACAACAGCAAAAACAACCAGUUCUGGUCAGUGGACUCCGGAAGCGUAAACACCGGCAACGUGGGUGACGGCAGCUUUGACGACAACAGCAAAAACAACCAGUUCUGGUCAGUGGACUCCGGAAGCGUAAACACCGGCAACGUGGGUGACGGCAGCUUUGACGACAACAGCAAAAACAACCAGUUCUGGUCAGUGGACUCUGGAAGUGUAAACACUGGCAACGUGGGCGAUGGCAGUUUUGACGACAACAGCAAAAACAACCAGUUCUGGUCAGUGGACUCCGGAAGCGUAAACACCGGCAACGUGGGCGACGGCAGCUUUGACGACAACAGCAAAAACAACCAAUUCUGGUCAGUGGACUCCGGAAGUGUAAACACCGGCAACGUGGGUGACGGCAGCUUUGACGACAACAGCAAAAACAACCAGUUCUGGUCAGUGGACUCCGGAAGCGUAAACACCGGCAACGUGGGUGACGGCAGCUUUGACGACAACAGCAAAAACAACCAGUUCUGGUCAGUGGACUCCGGAAGCGUAAACACCGGCAACGUGGGCGACGGCAGCUUUGACGACAACAGCAAAAACAACCAAUUCUGGUCAGUGGACUCCGGAAGUGUAAACACCGGCAACGUGGGUGACGGCAGCUUUGACGACAACAGCAAAAACAACCAGUUCUGGUCAGUGGACUCCGGAAGCGUAAACACCGGCAACGUGGGCGACGGCAGCUUUGACGACAACAGCAAAAACAACCAAUUCUGGUCAGUGGACUCCGGAAGUGUAAACACCGGCAACGUGGGUGACGGCAGCUUUGACGACAACAGCAAAAACAACCAAUUCUAGUCAGCGCACGAGGCUCCCAGAAACCCACCACGACAACAGCCCUGAUGCUUUCUGUCCCGUGCUCUCACCCAUCUCAGCCUGACCAUGAGUAAAGCAGCACUCUCCAGUG